UCUUCUCUUUUUGGUCAUACUUGAUGAUAAUUCAGAUAAAAUGGAAACAGCUGUGACUCAUUUCAUCCUGCUGGCAGUCAUCUCAGGUUUAACCAAAGGAAGUGGUGUGUUGCCAGAUGAACUGACUGCAGCUGUUGGAGGGGAAGUGAUGUUCACCACAACAGUGACUCCACCAGAAACACCAUUUCUUUUUGUGAACUGGACUUUUGUUUUAAACACUAUAGAAAGACCUAUAAUAACCUCCUUCAGUUCUUCAAACAACAUUGGACCAGAGUAUGAAGGCAGGAUCAUCCUCUACAGAUCUACUGGAUCUCUGAAGCUGAUGGAUCUGACUCUUAAUGACAUUGGAGAGUACAGAGUUAACAUUAUAACAGAUGGAGGACACACGAUAACAGGAUUCACUGAACUGAAAAUACUUGAGCCAGUCUCCAAUGUAAAGGUAACUGCAAACAGCACAGACUUGAUGGAGUUCAGCUCUGUCAGACUGUCCUGUUCUUUUUCUGGAUCCUCUCCUUCUUUCCUCUGGCUGAACGGCAGCUCUGAGGUUACAGCCAGUGAGAGGGUUCAGUUCACUGAUGGAGGCCGUACUCUUACUAUCAUCAAUGUGACCCGCUAUGACCAGAGGCCAUUGGUCUGUAGAGUGUCCAAUGCUCUCAAUGGUAGCACCAGUAAUCCAGUAAAUCUUUACAUCAACUAUGGCCCAGAAAACACUCGUUUGAAGUUAUCUCCAUCUCAAGACCACUAUGUGCAAGGGUCAACCAUCAGCUUGUCUUGCUCAGCUGUCUCCAGACCUUCUGCUCAGUUUCGGUGGUUUUUGAAUGGAAACCUGCUGUCUGGUUCUGGACCAAAGCUCACACUGAUGAAUAUUCAGGGGAGUCAGAGUGGGAACUACAGCUGUAGGGCCUUUAACAGCAAAACUUGGAGAUAUCAAAUAUCUCUGCCUUCAGCUAUAACUGUACUGGCACAAGUCUCCAAUGUAAAGGUAAAUGCCAGCAGCACAGACUUGGUGGAGUUCAGCUCUGUCAGUCUAUCCUGCUCUUCUUCUGGAUCCUCUCCUUCUUUCCUCUGGAUGAACGGCAGCUCUGAAGUUACAGCCAGUGAGAGAGUUCAGCUCACUGAUGGAGGCCGUACUCUCACUAUCAUCAAUGUGACCCGCUAUGAUCAGGGACCGUUCAGAUGUCAUGUGUUUAAUCUUGUCAGUGAUGGCACCAGCGAUCCAGUAGAAAUCUCCAUCAGCUUUGGCCCAGAAAACAUCAUUGUGAAACUAUCUCCAUCACAAGAACACCAUGUGGAAGGGUCAACUAUCAGACUGUCCUGUUCAGCUGCCUCUAGACCCCCUGUUGAGUAUCAGUGGUUUCUGAAUGGAAACUUGCUGUCUAAUACUGGACCAGAACUCACACUGAUGAAUAUUCAGAUGAGUCAGAGUGGGAACUACAGCUGUCGGGCCUUUAACUACAAAAUUAUGAGAUAUCAAACAUCUCAGCCUUCAGCUAUAACUGUACUGGAGAGAGUAUCUGAUGCCUCUAUCGUAUCUUCAACACAGCUGAUUGAGGGAAACUCUGUUAACCUGACCUGUGAUGGUGCUGGCUCCAUCUUUACCAGAGAGUGGAUGAAGGACGGCUCACCACUGAUUCAGACUGACAACAUGAUACUUUACAACACAAACAGAGUGUUGUCUUUUCUCUCUCUGAAGAAAACAGACAGUGGAGAAUAUUUGUGUAAAAUCAGCAACCCUGUCAGCAAUGAUGAAGCUAAUUACAGCAUGAUUGUUAACUGUUACUUAGGUAUGUGUGUGAGUGAAGGUAUCUUACCUCCAGGACCUCUGAGUGGAGCUGUGGCGCGCACAGUCACGUUCACUACCACCCUCAGACCUCCUGAUAGUCCAUUUGUCUCUGUAAGCUGGAGCUUCAGAGGGGUGAACAUCAUCACCUCCUCAAACUCCGACAUCAUUGGGACCGGAUACACCAACAGGAUCUCAUUAGAUCGAGCUACGGGGGCCCUGGAGCUCGGCAACCUCGUGCCGGAGGACAGCGGGUUGUACAAAGUCACCAUCAUACCAGAAGGAGAACCACAGAAACAGGGAGAGACCACACUGAAUGUGUAUGAACUGAUAACAGACGCCGCCAUUAGCAGCCCCGCAGCCAUCCUCAUAGAAGAGAAAAGCUCCACCAACCUCACCUGCAAGGCCUCCGGCUCCAUCAGCACAAGAGUGUGGAUAAAAGACAGCCGUCCUCUCCAUCCCAGUGACAGAGUCAGCUUCUCAGUGGACAACAGAACAGUGUUCAUACAACCUGUUCACAGCUCCAACCACGGCAUCUACCAGUGUCUAGUCAGCAACCCAGUCAGCACCAUGACUGCAGCCCAUAACCUCACUGUCAACUUUGGACCACAUAACAUAUCAAUUAUUGGACCAUCAGCGGCUCCACCUGGCCAGAAAGUGACACUGAAAUGUACAGCAGCCUCUGUCCCACCAGCAAUCUUCAGCUGGAUGUUGAACGGCAAUGAGACACAUGUUAAUAACUCCUUGUAUAUCAUAGAGAGGUUGGAGGCAAAAAAUACAGGAAACUACACCUGCACUGCCAGAAAUAUGGUGACCUUGCAGGAAAACUCCACAGUUUUGAAUCUGAGAGGUCGGGACCCCUUGGAGACUCCUCCAAGGCCACUGGAGGUAUCUGGACCGAAUUUUGUGAACCACUGCUGUAUGGAGGACACCAUCAUCAUUUGA
Scomber scombrus (Atlantic mackerel) is the source of this 2725-nucleotide messenger RNA. RefSeq names its product carcinoembryonic antigen-related cell adhesion molecule 5-like. The coding region runs from base 41 to 2725 and encodes 894 amino acids. Lineage: Eukaryota; Metazoa; Chordata; Actinopteri; Scombriformes; Scombridae. The transcript is spliced from 11 exons. The record is from RefSeq and is a predicted model, not a curated record.